Messenger RNA from Cuscuta epithymum, 1374 nucleotides. The record is from the annotation of a GenBank genome assembly. NCBI's taxonomy places the organism in Eukaryota, Viridiplantae, Streptophyta, Magnoliopsida, Solanales, Convolvulaceae.
UUCUUCAUCCAGUUUGCAGGAAUCAUCGUUAAGCAGGCAGCGAAAACAGGAGUCAUCGAGGGCACGAAGAACUUCUUCCAGUCCGCACUCUAGAACUUCUUCAUCCAGUUUGCAGGAAUCAUCGUUAAGCAGGCAGCGAAAACAGGAGUCAUCGAGGUCAUCAAGAACUUCUCGUUCACAAGUUUAUCAAUCAGCGCCAGAAAUUUCCAAGUCAACAAAGAAGACCCAGAUGGAACCAACUGAACCUGUGAUCAAACAAGUGAAUAAGAAAGACGAAAUCAAGGAGAAACGACAGGAUAGUCACGGGCCAGAUUAUGUUUAUUCUAAUCUUGCAGAGGGUGUGGAUUUAACUUCCAACCAAGUUUCUAUUGCUGACAAGCUUAUUCAGCCAUGUUCCGUUGGAAAUAGAGCCCUAAUUGUUUCUGAAACUGUUCUUGUCAAAAGUCAACUAUGUUUACAACCUAAGGAAAGGUUAUCAGAAAAAUUAUGUGUUGGUAAAAAUAAAUCUGGUACAGAGGCUCAGGAGAAGGAGGUUGGGCUUGUUUCAGGUGAAAUUGCUAUCAUCCAGGGAAACCGUACACAGAUUAAUGCUGCUGAUAAGUAUAACCAUGGCCAACACCUCGAAUUUAGAGUACAUGAAGGUUAUCUAUUGUUGGGAGAUAUUUCUGCAAUGACAACUCAUAACCUAUUACUUCCUGGGGUUUAUGAAUCCUUCACAAGGUUUUUACAGAGGUUGACCCCAAAGACUUAUCAGCAAAUUCUAGCUAUUAGGACUACAGGGGUGAAAUCCUUGCCAAUUGAUGACAUCAAAAUUGUUAGAGAAGUUUCUGGUGAUCCUAAUAACAGGAAAAUUAUCCAAAGUAAGAAGCAGGAAUUAUGGAAAUGGAGAGGUACUCCAAUGGUGAAAGAAACUGAAGAAGUAAAUUUUGCUAAGGGCUGCUGGAUAGUGUCUGAAUCGAGGGAAACAUCACUUCGAAUCUCUUCUACUGCUGGAAGUUUUGCUAAUGGUGUAGGUGAUACACCUCAGGAAAACAAGGAAAUAUGCGUAGCUGUUGAGGGUCUGAAGACUAAGGAAGAAAAUGAAAAUUCAUCAAAGAUACUAUAUGCUGCAGUAAAGUCUGUGCAGUGGAAGAAUCAAGUAUGGAGGCUCUUUUUUCAGAAAUCAGUUAGAUAUUGGGAAGGUAGAAGCGCUAGGAAGAGGAAGAGGAAGCAGAAGAUUGUGGCUGUGUCAUAUAACCCACCUUGAGGGCAAGGUGGAUGUUUAGGGGGGGAGUAUUGAUAGGAACCCUCUUAAAUUAGACUAAUAAUAGAAGUAUUAAUAAGAAUAUUAGUAAUAAGGGUACUUGAGGUAUUGUAUAGUAUAAAUAGUCGGGA